Molecule: messenger RNA, 912 nt
Organism: Lagopus muta (rock ptarmigan)
Lineage: Eukaryota; Metazoa; Chordata; Aves; Galliformes; Phasianidae
Gene: PLEKHG7
Product: pleckstrin homology and RhoGEF domain containing G7
Exons: 9
Coding region: 1-912 (303 amino acids)
Biological process (GO): Rho protein signal transduction
Molecular function (GO): guanyl-nucleotide exchange factor activity
Source: RefSeq, a predicted model, not a curated record
AUGAACUUCAUCUCCACAGUCAGAAAAUUUUUCCAGGGUGACCUCUGCCAGACACACCAGAUUUAUUGCCUCAAUCAUACCACCACUGUCUUCUACUUGGAAAAGCUGAGACAGAGGGAAGAUUUUGGCAUCUACCUGAAGUGGUGUGAGCAGGAGGAGCAGUGCAGGAGGCUGCACCUGACGGAGCUGCUGGUGGCUCCUCUGCACCGCCUGACCCGCUAUCUCCUCCUCCUGAACAACAUCUGGAAGAGGAGCACUGAUGAAACAGAGAAAGAUUCUAUCUGGUCACUUGAAGAGAAAGUGGAAAAGUCCAUACAGGAUCUGGAAGGUAAAGUCAAGUGGUUGGACAACUUUCAGAAAUUCAGGCAGCUCCAUGAGGUCAUAAUUUGGCCUGAAGUCUGGGAUCAUUACAAGAGAUUCUUUGUCCCAGAGUGUUUGAAACAAAGCUUGAGAGAGAACAGCAGUGAAAACAUUUUGUCUUCAGCAAGCAGACUUCUUCAUGACAGGAGGCUGACACUGGCAGAAAGCACAAGACUUCUUGAUGUCUACCUCUUUCUAUUUGAUGAUUUCCUAUCCAUCACCAAAAUUAAACGUAACAAAAAGAAAUACGGGGGCUCAGACACAGGCUUAACCCUUGUCUGUCCUUCCCUUGCUCCGGAGCUGCAGUCAGUUGUAAGAGAAGGUGGGUUUUGCCAAGUCUUGGACCAACCCAUCCCACUGGACAGACUAAUACUGAAAAACGUUGAUGCCAUCCAUGUAACAGUUUUCAGACUGCGAAAUGCUUUCCUAAUACAGCAUGAAAAUAGAUAUCGGCAGGGCAUAGCGGUCUUCCUGCUACAAGCACAAACAGAGUCUGCCAAGAAAACAUGGAUGUCACAGAUAGAAAGAGCAAUCUCCAAUUACAUGAAGUGA